Molecule: messenger RNA, 3229 nt
Organism: Gasterosteus aculeatus aculeatus (three-spined stickleback)
Lineage: Eukaryota; Metazoa; Chordata; Actinopteri; Perciformes; Gasterosteidae
Product: hepatocyte growth factor-like
Biological process (GO): proteolysis
Molecular function (GO): serine-type endopeptidase activity
Source: RefSeq, a predicted model, not a curated record
GCAUCAUCUGUGCAGUAGUGGAAGCUACAUCUUGCAGUCCGACUGCACAGCGCGCAACAUUUUUUGUCCUAUUCGCGUCCGAAACUGUCCUUCCGUGCCGUGCCGCAGCGAUGUGGAUUUACCAGCUCGUUUUCGGACUCUUUGUCGUUUCUUUUUGUGAGGGAAAACAAAAUGGAAAUGCACUCCAGGACUACCAGAAGACUGAUGGUGUGCGGCUGGUUGUUGCGUCUCCUGAUUCCUCUCUACUGACAGAAAGCAAGAAACGGAGCUUGACAAAGUGUGCCAAAGCCUGCAGCCGCAACAAAAUAAUUCCUUUCAACUGCAGGGCAUUCCUCUAUGACCAUAACAACAGGAAAUGCCAGUGGCUGUCGUUUGACACCCACUCGCCAGGAGCCCAGAGCCAACAGGACUUCAACUACCAACUGUAUCAAAAGAAAGACUAUGUGAGGGAGUGCAUUGUGGGCACGGGGGAGAGCUACAGGGGGCGGAGGUCGACGACAGUGAGCGGAAUCCGCUGCCAGGCCUGGGCCUCUCCGAUUCCUCAUGAGCACAAUUUCAUGUCUAAAAGAUUCAGGAAGAAGGACCUCAGAGAGAACUUCUGUCGUAACCCAGACAACUCCAGCGUCGGCCCGUGGUGCUUCACCAUGGACCCACGGGCCAAACUCAGACACCAGCAGUGUGGCAUACCCCAGUGCUCACAGGUUGAGUGUAUUCACUGUAAUGGCGAAGACUACAGAGGACCCAUGGACCACACAGAAAGUGGGAAGCAAUGCCAGCGCUGGGACCUGAAUGAUCCACACAAACACCAGUACCACCCCAAAAGGUACCCUGACAAAGGCCUGGAUGACAACUACUGUAGGAACCCAAACGGACGCCACAACCCCUGGUGCUUUACAACGGACCCAAACACACCCUGGGAGUACUGCGACAUCAAAGUUUGUGAAACGUCUCCAAAAAGAAAUGUGGUGGAAACCACUGAGUGUUACCAGGGCAGAGGAGAGGGCUAUCGGGGGACAGUAGACGUGAUGCCCACCGGGCUCAUCUGCCAACGCUGGGACUCUCAGUAUCCCCACAACCACACGUUCACACCUCAAGCCUACCCCUGCAAAGACUUGAGAGAGAACUACUGUCGGAAUCCAGAUGGCCGAGAAUUCCCGUGGUGCUUCACUACGGACCCAAGAGUCCAAACCAUGUUCUGCAACAACAUCCCGCGGUGCGGCACCCAAAACAAUCCAGUCAGUGACUGCUAUGAAGGCUUUGGGGAGAAUUACCAAGGAGAGCAGUCAAGGACGAGAUCAAACCUGCCCUGCGCACCUUGGAGAGACCGUAACAACAGCGGCGAGAGGGGCGUGCAGAUAGGCGGCCUGGAGGGAAGCUACUGCCGAAACCCAGACAAAGACAAGCAUGGUCCCUGGUGUUACACCAACAACUCUGCCAGUCCCUGGGACUACUGUCAUAUCAAACCAUGUGAAGGUUUGCAGAUCAACAUCCCACCGGCUGAGCUGUCCUCUGUGGGGUGUUUUGUCCAUAAAAGAACCAGAAUUGUGGGAGGGGGUCCGGUGGGCGUAUUAGACGGCAGCUGGAUGGUCAGCAUACAGAAAGGGUCGCAGCACUGGUGUGGAGGUUCACUAAUACGAGAGGAGUGGGUACUCACUGACAGACAAUGCUUCUCCUCAUGUGUGCCAGACCUCAGUGAGUAUCGGGUGUGGUUGGGAGUCUUGGAUAUCGGAGAAGGCGCUCCCGACUGGUCCAAGAGACAGGAAGUGAACAUAGCCGAUGUGAUAUGUGGUCCUGAGGGCUCAAGUUUAGCCCUCAUAAGGCUGUCUAAGCCUGCCCUCCCUGCAGACAAUGUGCACACACUUCUGUUACCUAUGGCAGGAUGCUCCAUCCCAGAAGGAACAAUAUGUAAAGUGUAUGGAUGGGGAGAGACAAAAGACACUGGACAUGAUGACCAACUGAAGGCGGCCGACCUGCCCAUCGUCAGUAAUGUGAGGUGCAGAGUGAUGCACAGAGGCAACCUCCACAUCACCAACAUCAAGAUCUGUGCAGGAGGCAAAAGGAAUGAGGGAGUGUGUGAGAGGGAUUACGGCGGCCCUCUCGUGUGCCAGGAUGGCGAGAUACGGGUGAUUGUGGGAGUGAGCGUUCAUGGCAGAGGCUGUGCUCGGGCCAACCAGCCCGGCAUCUUCAUCAAUGUGCCCUUCUACACCCAGUGGAUCUACAAGGUCUUCAAAUAUUACCCCAACCCUGACAUUGUCUAGCAAUUUCAAUAGAACCAAACCCAGACCCUCUAAUUCCAAGUCAUUUCGGCCGUGCACUCGGGACACCUGUUUUUUUUACAUGCUGUCCAUGUCUGCAUAGAGCGAUAGAAAUCUGUCUGAUAGAAGACUGUUCAGUGGGCAAAUUGAAGGGCAUCCUUUUCAGGCAUCUCCAGGGGGCUUGGAUAAAGUGGUCCUUACUGUAUAUAGUAUAUUAAUGAGUGGAUUUGUGACACUCUGAAGAUAAUUUGGGUCUUAUAGAUCUAAAGCAAGAUAAGUUAAUGGUGUAUUACACAGAUGAGUUAUAUACUGUGCAGGAAAACACCAAAAAGUCCAUUAUCAGUAAUUUACUUUCGUCACCAUGCCAUUGACGGUCAAUAUAUGAAUGUGCUUUUUUACAUUCCGUGUAGAUUAGAUGAUUUUACAGCUGGUCAGCUUCAUAGGAUUUGAUUAAAAGGCAGAAAAAGUAACACUCAAUGUGUACAUACCGUUAUUUCUAACAAAAAAAAAAAAUCCUCAAACGUAUGUAUUAAUUCAUUGCCCUUGUGUCUGUGUUAUAGUUUUUCUGCAGCAGUGUCAGUAUGCAAAAAGAAAACUGCAGAAGGGUUGUGUGCGUGUGCGUGUGGGUGUGUGUGUGUGUGUGUGUGUGUGUGUGUGGUUAAGCCUCUGCUGAAUGAAUUCCCCCCACACCCCAAUUUGUGUAAAAAGGUAAAAAUGUGUGUGCACUGAAAGAAGCUACCAUAUUCUACAGGUUGUACAAUACUGUCUUCUCUUCUCUGUUUAAAUGUACAUUCAAUAUACAUGUUUGGUUACUUAUCAACUAUGCUAAAUGUAAAACCCAAGUCCUGCAGUUAUUUUGAAUAUUUAAUGAUGUCUGUUACUAUAAUACAUGUUUUUUAAUCAAUGUUUUAAGUCUAGCAUUCAUUGAUGCCCUGUUUGAAUGUUCUAGAUGUAAACGUGUAUCUUCUUAGCCA